Zophobas morio is the source of this 1428-nucleotide messenger RNA. RefSeq names its product AP-3 complex subunit mu-1 (gene carmine). Bases 81 to 1328 code for a protein of 415 amino acids. Gene Ontology annotation, cellular component: clathrin adaptor complex; cytoplasmic vesicle. The record is from RefSeq and is a predicted model, not a curated record. The transcript is spliced from 7 exons. Gene Ontology annotation, biological process: intracellular protein transport; endocytosis. Lineage: Eukaryota; Metazoa; Arthropoda; Insecta; Coleoptera; Tenebrionidae.
CCAACAUCAUUGUCACUAAUGUCAGUCUGGCAGUCAUUCACCCAGAACCAUAACCUCAAAUUUGAAACCAAAUAAAAAUAAUGAUACACAGUUUAUUCAUUAUUAAUUCGUCGGGUGAUGUUUUCCUCGAAAAGCACUGGCGCAGUGUAAUUUCUCGUUCAGUAUGUGAUUAUUAUUUGGAGGCCCAGAGGGCCAAUCCUAAUGAUAUUUCGCCUGUGAUUGCCACCCCACAUCAUUAUUUAAUAUCGAUACAAAGGGGUGGUGUGAGCUUUGUGGCCGUAUGCAUGGAGGAAAUCCCGCCUUUGUUCGUUAUUGAAUUUCUCCAUAGAGUUGUUGACACAUUCCAAGACUACUUCUCUGACUGCACUGAAUCCAUAAUUAAGGAGAAUUACGUCGUGAUUUACGAGCUUUUAGAUGAAAUGCUCGACAAUGGUUUUCCCCUAGCCACGGAGAGCAACAUCCUAAAAGAACUAAUCAAGCCCCCCAACAUUCUAAGAACGAUCGCCAACACUGUAACCGGAAAAACCAAUGUGAGCGAAGUGUUGCCAACCGGUCAACUUUCCAACAUUCCGUGGAGACGCACUGGCGUCAAAUACACCAACAACGAAGCCUACUUCGACGUAAUUGAAGAAGUAGACGCCAUUAUAGACAAAUCCGGGGCCACCGUAUUUGCAGAAAUACAAGGCUACAUUGACUGCUGCAUUAAAUUGAGUGGCAUGCCUGAUUUAACCCUCUCGUUUAUGAACCCGCGGCUGUUCGACGACGUCAGUUUUCACCCCUGCGUCAGGUUCAAGCGAUGGGAGGCAGAACGCGUACUGUCGUUUAUCCCUCCCGACGGCAAUUUUCGCCUGAUUUCGUACCACAUCAGCAGCCAAAGCGUCGUCGCAAUCCCGAUUUAUGUCAGACAUAACUUGUCGAUUAAAACUGGGGAGCAAGGGAGGUUAGAUUUGACAGUAGGGCCAAAACAAACGCUCGGUCGUACUGUCGAAGCGGUGAAGAUUGAGGUUUUGAUGCCCAAAUGUAUUCUAAAUUGUGUUCUUACUGCCAAUCAGGGUAAAUAUAAUUUCGAUCCGGUUUCAAAGAUCUUGCAUUGGGAUAUUGGGAGGAUUGAUGUGACAAAACUGCCGAAUAUUAGGGGGAGUGUUUCUAUCGCCAGUGGUUCGAAUACCGCUGAAAUAAAUCCUUCCAUAAAUGUGCAUUUUACUAUAAACCAGCUCGCUGUGAGUGGGUUGAAGGUAAAUAGGCUUGAUAUGUAUGGUGAGAAGUACAAGCCCUUUAAGGGUGUGAAGUAUAUAACGAAGGCGGGCCGAUUCCAGAUUAGGAUGUAGACAAACAACUGCAAUAUGUGUUUCAUUUAAUGUUAAUCUGAAUCUUUUGUUUAUUUUUGUUUAUAAAUAUAUGAAAUUGAAAAUAAAUCUUAUUUAUCUA